GGCUGUAGGAAUGUAGGGGCAAAAUUGGAAUUUCACAUUACGUCAUUCGCCCUGAUGCUGAAAAUCAUUUCGCCUCAACACUCUCUGUGAAUCGCGGACUUUGAGAGAUUUCUUCCUCCACGCUCAGGAAUGGCUGGAAAUUUCGGAUUUCUGAUCCUAGGACUUCUAGUGUUGACUUCGAUUUGUGAAUCGGCCAUCGUCAGUCCUGUGUCGGAAUCUCAUCGAUCUGCUGCUUCGGAGCUCUUCUUACCCACUGAUGGGGCUUUCGGGAGCCUGGAGGAUACAUACGAGGCGCUAAGGACAUAUGAUGUUCUUGGAAUUGAAAAGAAAUCUAAUAUAAGAUCAUCUGCCUGUAAAUCUGUGGCCGAAACCCUAUCAUCGACUUCUUCAGCUUUAAAGGAUUUAUUCUAUGCAUUAAAAGUAAAUGGAAUACUCAAGUGUGAGCUGGAUAAUGUUGCUUUUGAGGGAAUUGAAUCUAGACUUAAGGAUUCUCUAAAAGAAGCCAAUUCACUUCUUGACUUUUACUAUUCGAUAGGGAGUUUGGUGCUUAUAAAGGAUGCUUCUGGCUCUGACAUUCAUCUCGAAGAUGCUGACAAAGUUUUUCGCUCUAUAAAGGCUCUCAGUCAGAGUGAUGGACGCUGGCGCCUUAGUUCCAACAAUCCCGACUCCAGUAAUGAUGCUGCUGGGGUAGCUUUAGAAGCUCUAGCUGGAGUUAUUUCCUUAGCAUCUUCUGAGAUCGAUCAAUCUUUGAUUACCACACUGAAAAAUGACAUCGUAAAGCUUUUUGAUGGCAUUGAAAGAUAUGAUGAUGGCAGUUGUUAUUUUGAUGAGAAAAUAGUUGAUGCACAUGGGCACCAGGGUCCCCUUUCAGCCUCAGCAUCAGUAGUUCGUGGAAUCACAGCUUUUGCCGCAGUUGCCUCUGAAAGUUUAAAUCUUCCAGGUGAGAAAAUAUUGGGUUUGGCUAAAUUUUUCCUUGGCGUUGGAGUUCCUGGAAGUGCCAAAGACUUGUAUUACCAAAUUGAUGCAUUGACUUACUUGGAAAACAUUAGGGGUUCUGUUCCUCUCAUUUUGUCACUACCAUCUACUGUCCUUUCCACUUCCAAGAAAGAUCAGCUAAAGGUUCGGGUCAGUACAGCAUUGGGUUCUCAUCCUCCUCCUCUCUCAGUCAAGCUCAGACAGAUUUUUUCCUCCAAUUCGAAAGAUGCCUCCGUCAUAGACCAGAAACUCAAGUUUGAUCCUAGCACUUCAGUGCAUGUCUUGGAAACAUUACCAAAUGGCGUUGAUGUUGGAAGCCAUGUCUUUUCUUUCGAGGUUAUAUUUGAUGACCCAGAAAGUAAGAAAAACUACGUGACUGGUGGGCGUAACAAAGUACCUAUUCAUGUUACUGGAGUCAUUAAGGUUGAUGCUUCUGAGAUUGCAGUUCUUGAUAGUGAUCUUGGCAGCGUUGAAACCCAGAAAAAGCUGGAGUUACCGGGAGAAAAUGCUGUUUCUCUAUCAGCUAACCACCUUCAAAAGUUGCGGCUGUCCUUUCGCCUGACUUCUCCUUCCGGACAUGCUUUCAAACCUCAUCAGACAUUCCUCAAGCUUAAACAUGAGAGUGGAGUUGAACACAUCUUCUUGGUAGGAAACACUGGGAAGAAAUUCGAGAUUAUAUUAGAUUUUCUUGGACUUGUCGAGAAGUUAUUCUAUUUAUCGGGAACUUACGAUAUUCAACUUACAGUUGGAGACUCUGCCAUGGAGAACUCUUUCUUGCAACAUUUGGGCCACAUUGAAUUAGAUCUCCCGGAGGCUCCCGAAAAGGCUGCUCGUCCUCCACCACAACCUGUCGAUCCAUACUCUAGAUAUGGCCCUAAGACUGAAAUCAAUCACAUAUUUAGGGCUCCAGAGAAGCGACCCCCCAGGGAGCUUUCCCUUGCUUUCCUUGGCAUUGUUCUCGUCCCACUUUUGGGCUUCUUGGCAGGGCUUCUUCGCCUUCGUGCUAACCUUAAAAGCUUCCCCAAGUCAUCUGUUCCCGCAACCUUUGCCUUACUUUUCCACGCGGGCAUUGGCGCAGUUUUAUUGCUCUACACACUCUUCUGGCUCAAGUUGGAUCUUUUCACGACAUUGAAGGCGCUCGGGUUGUUGGGAAUGUUCUUGAUGUUCGUCGGGCACAAGACUCUCUCGUACUUGGCAUCCACAUCGUCCAAGUUGAAAUCUGCUUGAGGAGUACUGAUGCUCUCUCUUCCUUGUUCCCAGUGAUCUGAUCUGAAAUGAAACUGUGCUCGGGAUUUGGAUUCAGGUUCGAGUUUGGAUUCGGAUUCGGAUUCGGGUUCCUCUAGACGAGUAAGUUAUCUAAUAGCUAAAAAAUUUUGUGAGGCAGAGGACCAUCCCAAUUGUUGGAGGCAAAAAAAUAUGACAUUAGUGAUUUUACAGAGCUUUUUUAUGAGUAUGUUAUUACAUGUUUUGAAUUUUUGUUGAA
Messenger RNA from Andrographis paniculata, 2458 nucleotides. RefSeq names its product dolichyl-diphosphooligosaccharide--protein glycosyltransferase subunit 2. The coding region runs from base 130 to 2202 and encodes 690 amino acids. The transcript has 20 exons. The record is from RefSeq and is a predicted model, not a curated record. Lineage: Eukaryota; Viridiplantae; Streptophyta; Magnoliopsida; Lamiales; Acanthaceae. Gene Ontology annotation, cellular component: oligosaccharyltransferase complex; membrane. Gene Ontology annotation, biological process: protein N-linked glycosylation.